CACAGUGAGGAAGAUCAGGAGUGAAACAACUGCAGAGCUGAGCAGUGGUGCCCCGCAGCUGGGCAGGCACCGAAGAACUUCAGCCCUGAGUCUUUCUAGGUCGUUUCUUCAGACCAAUGUUCCAAACAGGGAGAGGCUCCCGGGAGGAACUGGGUCUCCCACCCUUCUGGCUGCUGCAACCGGGACACCCUGAAUCCACAGCAGGGACACGAUGCCAGGGGAUGGCUGCUCCCAGUGCCCUCACCCUGGCUCCCUGGUGUCAUGGAGGGUCCUCAGCCCCAGAGCUGACUCAGAAGGUUGCAGUUGAUAGUCAGGGAUGGUUUUGUGAGGUUCUGGAAUUAGUUUCUUGCAGGGUGAAUCUGCCAAUGACUUUGCGGGUGAAAGAUUGUACUGAUGUCACCGGGAGCCCAGGGCUCAGCUCGGUCUGUGCUGACAAGCUGGAUGCUAAAAAUAAUUUGCCUUCCCCCACUGGCACCCACAUCUGGGAAAGGAUGAGGAAAGAGGGGUGGGGAGCAGGAAUGCCUAUCUGCCCCUGGGAGCAGGGGCUCUACUGCGUUGUCAUCACUGGUCAGCGCUCUGCCGCGCUCACAGCUCCCGGCGCUCUCACGAGCAGGGUGGCACCGUCACCCCUCCUUGUCACAGCAGGGGCUGUCUGGCUGCUGCCCACUGGCUGGAGGGCUGGCAGGGCCACGUGGGCAGCGUGGAAUGCUCAGGGUGCCUCAGCCACCCGUUCCCAUCGUGCUGCCAGGACAUCACCCCUCUCUCUGGGGCAGUUCUCUCCACGAUGCUCCAGCCCAGGAGCGGGCGUGGGCACAGGGCACCGUGGGAUGGGCAGGGUGGCAGCUCGUGUGCCACCACCUGCCACCGCCGACACAAAUGCCCCAAGACACAUGGAGAGAGGGGCAGCAGCGCAGUGCUCCAAGCCUGCCGGCCUCAGGACACCGUGCUCCGCGGAACGGUGCCGGCAUCGUGGGGGAAACCCGGUGGGGUGCCUGCGUGGCCAGGGCGAUGCUCAUCCCCUCUGUGGGGUGCGGAUGUGUGGUCACCGUGCCAUGGCAGCGAGGACCAUGACAGGGACAUCCCCACUCAACCCGUGA
This is a messenger RNA of Pyrgilauda ruficollis (rufous-necked snowfinch), 1097 nucleotides long. RefSeq lists its product as uncharacterized. The transcript has 3 exons. The record is from RefSeq and is a predicted model, not a curated record. Bases 117 to 1097 code for a protein of 326 amino acids. NCBI's taxonomy places the organism in Eukaryota, Metazoa, Chordata, Aves, Passeriformes, Passeridae.